GUGUGAUUGAGGCACUUGCUAAAAGCCACUAAGUGAAAAUUAUUGAAAAUGCAAUGCUUGAAGUCCAAAGUCGACUAUAAAUAUAUUCAACAUAAAGUCAACAUUAUUUUCGGAGAUUGGAGCCGCUUUCUUUGAAAUAAUUCACGGCUAUCUUUGCACAGAUUUUAUUGAUUUUUCCUUUUUGAUUGGCCAGGAAGGAAAAGUGUCCCGAGAGCGCAAUCUCUGUCUGCUCUCCGACAUCCUUUUCCUCUCCCUAAAAGAACCGCUCUCUCUGUUAUCUCCUUUGUUUUGCUCAUCUUAUUCGCAAAUAAACAAUCCGCUGCUCAACAACAUGCCAAUAAAAUUGAUUAGAAUCAGAAAUGCUACAAAAUAAGCAAGCUUCGAUGAUAAGGUGCACAUGAGUGCUUGAAAUACAAUAUAUUCCCGAAACAAUUGGGGAAAAUUAGCGCCCUGAGACGAGAAACUAAUCCCACGCUCCCUGCUCACCAUCAUGCUGAAUAGCCGGAGCCCCCCUCAGUACAAGCAGCAAUCCCCGGGGGGCUCCGUCGGUUCCGCGGGCUCCGUGGGUUCCUUGGGUUCCCCCGGAUCCGUGAACUCCACCAGCUCUGCGUCCCAGUUGCUGGGUCACUAUCAGUCCGCCUACGGACAGCAGGGCCACUCGCACGCCUGCUACCAGCAUCAGUUGCAACAGCAACAUCACCAGCAGCAGCAACAUCAGCAGCAGCAACACAAACAGCAGCAACAUCAGCACCACCAUCACCACCACCACGGAGGACGCACCUCGCUGACACCCACCAUGAAGCGGGGCAAGAAGCAGUGGGGCACCAGGGAGAGAUCAGGGAUGAGCUUCCUCAUCGUCAUCACCUUCUUCGCCGUCUUUGGAUUGAUCAUUCUAACCGAGGUUUUCAUGAUCGACGAGCGGACCCACAGCGGAAUGUUGGCGAUGCGGGCGGGCGGCGGCGGAGGAAUCAGUCUGGGCGGACGGAUGGGCGACUCGAUGCCGGAUUAUGAUAAUGUUAAGGAGGAUUAUGACCUAUUGGAUGCCAGCAUUCUGAGUGAUAAUAAAUUAGGAUUUGUACAGCUGCGUGACAAUAAACUGAAAAUUCAAGAAGCCGCAGGCGCCGAUGGCCAGCGAUUGGCAGGAAUGCUCCUCAAUGGCGGCGGAGGCGGUGGAGCUGGGGCAUUCGGUGUGAGUGUGCCGCUCAUUCCAUGGGGCCAGGUGCUGCCCGGCAAGGUGGAGGAGACCCUGCCCCACUUCCCCUUUGGCACGCGGCCAACGGACGGCGCCUGGCAGGUCGUCAACGGCACCCGCUUCAAGUUCUUCGUCUACUCCGCCUACUUCGAUCGCCGCGAGGGAGCGCGCCUCGUCCGAGUGGUGGGCGCCACCAAGACCCGCGGCCCGGAGCGGGUGUGGUGCCGCUUCUGGUACGGACCCCCUCCGGCCAACGCCUCCGACACGGGCUCCUCCUCCGCCUCCUCCUCCUCCUCGGCACGUGCCAAAUACUCCUCGGCCACGGUGAUGGCCCGCGUCAAGAUAAUUCGUGAGAACUGGAAUCUGAAGUACAGCGCCUGCUUCAUUCUGUGUCCCGUGAGAACUCCUCCACUGGCCGUUCCCCAUUUUGUGAGUGUGGUUUCCCGGUUGCGAGCUCCACCUGGUAACCUGCUGACCCUGCGAAACACCGACCAGGAUACGGACUUUGCAGCGAAUCCUCCUAGUAAUGCGAGUGCCAGGAAGGGUUCUCCAGUGGGUCGAGCUCCGCCCAGUGGCGAUAAUAUACCCGAUCGAAUAGCCGUCUGCGUGAAACCCCUGCAUUUCAACUACGAUCAGGCACUUUAUCUGAUGGAGUACCUCGAGUUCUAUGCCCUGCUCGGUGUCUCCCACUUCACCUUUUACAACCACACUUUGGGACCACAUGCCUCCUGCGUUUUGGAAAGUUAUCAAAAGGGCUUGGUGCCCGGCAAUCUGACAGCUCAUGAUUUAGAGCCACUGCUUCCUUCCGAGGCGGCCAACAAUGCCACGCCACGGGUUCUCAAAACGAACUACCAUCGACCCACGGUGAGCAUUUUGCCGUGGAAUCUGCGCAUGCGCAGCCAGAAGGAGAUCCGCACCGAAGGACUCUUCGCGGCAUUAAACGAUUGCCUCUACCGCACGAUGUACCGAUACAAAUAUCUGGCGUUGGUGGAUCUGGAUGAGUUCAUUGUGCCACGAUACUCGGACACGCUUAACGAUCUUAUUGGAUCCCUUAAUCAGCGCUUCCGCAAUCGCAACACGGGAGCCUAUUCCUUUCAGAAUGCCUUCUACUAUCUCCAGUUUGCCGACGACAGCUUGGCUAGUUCGGGAAUAGAAGGUGGCAAUGAGCAGUUGGCCAGUGUAAGAGCUUCCCUGGUUACCCAAAGGAAAACCCGCAGGCGCUAUAAACUCCAUCCUCAGAAGCAGCGAUCCAAGUACAUUUGCAAACCGGAGGCUGUGGUCGAAGCUGGCAAUCAUUUCGUUUGGGAAUUUGCACCGGGGAAAGGUUCUCUGAAUGUGCCACCCAAGGAAGCCAUUUUGCAGCACUAUCGGGUAUGCGAAUUCGGUGGCAACGAUUGCAUCAAGGCUCCAUCGAUUGUGGAUCGGACGACCACGAAGUAUGUGAACCGCCUGGUCCAACGGGUUGACGCAGUUUAUCGCCAUUUAAGACAGCGUUGCGAUCUUCCGGCUCUGCCACCGCUGCCCAAGACCAAGGAUAUUCCCAAGGAGGAUUCCAAAAUAAAGACGAAAGAGAAGCCCAAGGAUAAACCCAAGGACAACCCCAAUUUAAAACCCAAGCUGCUGCAACAGAUGCGGGAAUCGAGUGCGAAGGACACUUUAAAACAGGGAGUCACAUCGAAGGAGAACCUAAUCAAAAGAGUGGCUGCCACAGCGGCCACAAGGAGCACAACAACGACGACGAAGGCAACAACGAAGAGAGUGACAACGAAGCAGCCAAAAGCCAAUCCAGUGACAAAGCCAAUUGAAACAACUCUGAGGACUUCAGUGGGCCCCAAACAAUCGCAUCCUUCGGCAAAUGUUCGCAAGAAACGAAAGCUGAUCGUUUUCGAGGUGAAUGACUUUGGGAUUCCCGUCGCUCGGGUGGAAUAUCAAUGAGAAAGGGACUUGGUUGGCAACAUAUAGAAGAUAUAUAGUAGGUCUUUGGUUCAUUGCUGUGCCAAUUAGUUCGAGGAUUAAUUUUGGUUGUGUACCGGUGCAGUUGGUUAACUUCAUUUGGCCAUUAUCAGAAUGCUCAACAAAUGAACUGACCUUUUCGAUUUAAGUGUAUUCAUUUGCUCACCUUAGAAUUAAUACAGCGCAGGCACCCAAAAAUCAAAAAGCAAUAAAACAUUAUUUCGGGAAAAGGAUCUCGAAGCAACUUCAUCGCCAAAAAUUAAUUUUUUGUCCUGCACGAUUUCAGUAUAAAAUACUUAUAAUUACAAACAACAAUUAUUUUGAAUACUUUAAAGUAGAUUUUUUGACAGUUUACAUUUAUCAACAAUUUUAUUAAGAAUAUUUUUUAAUAAUACCAGAAAAAGUAAAGAGGAUUGCACAUUUUAUUCAGCUUUCUGUUGUCUAACUGCACAAAAAAAUACUCAGACAAUGCUAGAUAGAAGCAACUAAAAAAUUAUAAUCACUAAUCACAGUUUGGUUUUUUGUUUACUUUGGAAAAGAUUUUUUCCCAAUUUUGGUAAUCCUAAUGCAAAAUUAUUCCUAAGCAAAAUUCCGAAAAUUCCUAAAGCGAAAUUCAUAUGUAAUCUAAGCCAUUGUUUCGUGUUGUAGACUAAGCAAUUAAAAAAUAUACAAAAAUCAAAGUAAAGUCAAGGCAUGCAGAUACUAAAUAUGUAUUAAUAUUUUCCCAGUGAACUGUUAGUGCAACAUUACCAUUUAGUAAGGGAAAAGUCCUCCGAGGCUAGCGCUUAGACUCUGAAUUAGUGGACUAGGACACAUCUGCUAGUCCUUAGGCAUGCGACAGCAGGAUAAAUGCAAAGUAAUCACUUAAGGCUUACCACAAAACUGAAUCGAAUUUUCAAUGCUUCGAAAUGAGUAUACUUUUUGUUUGGCUUAGCGCGCAAAAAGUAUAUCGUAACAAUUAAGUGCAUAACAUAUACAAAUAGUCGGUCUUUAGUUGUUAAGUGGCAAUUUCAGAUACUAAAGAGAUCUAUUAAAAUACAAGAAGUCAAUAAAAUUGCAGAUGAGCAAACAAAGGUA
Messenger RNA from Drosophila ficusphila, 4222 nucleotides. RefSeq lists its product as uncharacterized. The coding region runs from base 491 to 3127 and encodes 878 amino acids. The transcript has 8 exons. Lineage: Eukaryota; Metazoa; Arthropoda; Insecta; Diptera; Drosophilidae. The record is from RefSeq and is a predicted model, not a curated record.